AUGACUUCGGGUUCACCGACUUCUCCUUCUGCCUUCUUUUACCAUACGACGACGAUUAAUAUUAUUGUACUGGCGUCCCCAACGCCAAGCAACGCUUGUUCGGCAUCUUCUAGUAACUUUAAUAGUAUUCAAACGAUAAAGCGAUGGCUACAAAUGAAUGUGGUCCAGCGUCUCUUGUCGGCACUGGUACUGGUACCGCUUAUCACAGUAUUUCUGUGGCUCUCGCCGGCAUUUGCUACUGCUACGUUCUGCACAUUCGUGACAAGUAUCUGUUCCUACGAGUACGCGUGGCUUCAACAUCGCAUUCAUCUGCGUUUUAUGACCAAGAUGAAUGCCUGCGAGUUAUAUUUGAUACAAAGGGACACCACAAUUAACAAUAGAACGACGCAAUACCACUACAACGGAGAAAAUCGCCUCUCUGACAUCAUCAGUCGUAGCAUACGAAGCGAAAGCAACAGAGUGAACGAUAUAAGUGGUAAUGUUACAGGAGCUGAUACUGCAAAUACAGGGCGCACUACAAGCGGCGUAACGGUCCAGUCGUCGCCACAGUCCCCUCUGCCACUGUCUCAAGCGUCUGAUGCGUCCUUUCAACUAGAAGAAGAUGUGCCUCAAGAGCAGCGACUAAGUCAUGACCAUAACGCUGGAGAUGACUUUAUGCAUAGCGUGAGCUUUUCAAAAAGUGUUGUGUCCAGUAUAGCUGAUAAGCACUUCCGCCAGAAUGAGUGGAUUGCUGCAAUAGUGCUGUCAGCAUUCACCACCGUCGUCACUACGACCAUUUUCCUAAGCUAUGUUGAACAUAUUUCUGAGCUGGAGGGGACGCAGUUAUACAAGCUGCGAUGGUUCUACAGUAUUGCCACGGACUUUGUCGCCGCACUUUGUGCCUUCUUCACGCCAAAUUGGAGGUAUGCGCUCAUCUGCCUUGUGGAAAAAGCGGUGUUUACCCUGUUGACAAUGCAAUCGGCUGCUUGCCCCAUCAACCGGUACCAUUGUGGAUUCUCUCUGGAGCCAGCACAAGUAUUUCUUUCAGGCGUGGUGAUUAUCGUUUUCUUACGUUUGCAGACGCGCUCAUCAGGACCCGCCACAUUCUUGUACAUGGCACUAGACAUGCUCGGCUUUCUGUACAUCAUCGGCACUCUUUCUGUGAUCGUUGCCUUUGUAGACGACGAGCGAAUCGAUUCUUACCGCAAGCUACUAAUUGUGCUACUUUACGUUGUAUGGUCUGCUGACACAGGUGCAUACUUAACGGGAAAGUUGCUGAAUCGAAUGCACUAUAGCCACUACAAUCGUCUGGCACCCCACUUGUCCAAAAACAAGGACUACGAAGGGACACUUGGUGCCAUUCUUUUUGGCGUUACUGCGAUGUUCGUCUCCUCCUAUCUACUUAGCGUACCAGGCACUGCGGCUGCACAAGUUGGAUUUGCGAUGGUAGCCGUGAUAGUAGGUCGACUUGGUGAUCUCUUCGAGAGUCUGCUGAAGCGUGCAGCUGGUGUAAAGGACUCUGGAAAGCUGAUUCCUGGUCACGGAGGUGUACUAGAUCGUAUCGACGCACUGAUGUUUGCCUCUCUUGUAUUUGCGCGAUAUUAUGCUUCGAUCGUGAUGUGA
Peronospora belbahrii is the source of this 1602-nucleotide messenger RNA. Lineage: Eukaryota; Oomycota; Peronosporomycetes; Peronosporales; Peronosporaceae. The record is from the annotation of a GenBank genome assembly.